This is a messenger RNA of Dovyalis caffra, 594 nucleotides long. NCBI's taxonomy places the organism in Eukaryota, Viridiplantae, Streptophyta, Magnoliopsida, Malpighiales, Salicaceae. The record is from the annotation of a GenBank genome assembly.
AUGGUUCACGUCAGUUUCUACAGAAACUAUGGGAAGACAUUCAAGAAGCCACGUCGACCAUAUGAGAAGGAGCGUUUGGAUGCAGAGUUGAAGCUUGUUGGAGAGUAUGGGCUCCGUGCUAAGAGGGAGUUAUGGAGGGUUCAGUAUGCCCUGAGCCGUAUCCGUAAUGCUGCAAGAAUGCUUCUCACAUUGGAUGAAAAGAACCCACGGCGAAUUUUUGAAGGGGAAGCCCUUCUCCGCAGGAUGAACAGGUAUGGUCUUCUGGAGGAGAACCAGAACAAGCUCGAUUAUGUCCUGGCCCUCACUGUUGAGAACUUCCUUGAGCGCCGCCUGCAGACCAUUGUGUUCAAGGCUGGUAUGGCAAAGUCUAUUCACCAUGCACGUGUGCUCAUCAAGCAGAGGCACAUUAGGGUUGGAAGGCAGGUUGCCAAUAUUCCAUCUUUUAUGGUGAGGGUUGACUCCCAGAAGCACAUUGAUUUCUCUCUCACAAGUCCGUUUGGAGGUGGUCGUCCUGGAAGAGUGAAGAGAAAGAAUCAGAAGGCUGCUGCCAAGAAGGCUGCUGGUGGAGAUGGUGACGAAGAGGAUGAGGAAUGA